AUGAGUGGGGCAGGGCCAGGAGCCUGUGCGGGUCGAACUUCCAAGGAGGAUACCAACCACACCCUUGAUUCCAUCUCCAGUUCUAGUAGUACUGAUUCAACAUCAGGAUCAUCUGAUAGUGAAUACAGUUCGUCAGAUAAAGAAUUCUCAAUUCAAGCAACAAACUAUACAAGGGGACAAUUAAAACUCAAGAUUUCAGCUCGUAGGAAAAGUUCAACAUCACAAGCCUCUCCAUCAGCAGAUGAAGACGAGGACAACAUCCUAUCCACAGAACUAAGUGAUAGUUCUGAGGAGGAUUCAGAGUUGUACAGUCAGGAUACUGAGCAAGCCUCAAGAACUGCCAAUGUGCAGUAUGUCAGGAAAAAUAGGUGUCCAAAGCCUUCAAUCUUAUCUGCAAAUGGAACAACAGACAAUGAUGAUGUUUUCCACAAGAAGGAUCCAGGAAAGCAGUUAGAUAAAGUCGGAUCCAAGUCAACUCUCGACAGGAACACCAAUAUCGGAGUGAAAAAGAAGAUAAAUAGCUAUGACCACCAUCUGGUUGCUACUGUAGGUCAGUCUAAGGAAGUGGAUAAUGGUAGUAAAUUGAAUCCAAGUGGCAAAGCUACCAAAGGAAAACCAUCCUUGGUGACGGAACAAAGUAAAAAACCAAGCACAAAAAAUUUGAAUAAGAAAGCAUCAAAGUGUGGCACAGCUGAUUUUACUCGGUUAAAGAAAACUCUGACUGAGCAAAUGGCUGCUAAGGAGAGUGAAAAACACAAUAGAGCACCUACGCCAAUAGAUAAAAGAAAUAUGGAUGAUUCUGAAGAAGACAAAAUAAAAAGUUGUGACAAAAGUGAAACAACAGGAAAUGGUAACACAAGCACCUAUGAUCAGGAUUCUCAAAAUAGUGAAAAUAGAAGUAAUAUGACACCAGAAAUGAAAAAUUCAAGUGUACAGGAGAUGGAUAGUACUGGUAGUUCCUCUGAAAGGGAUUGCUUAGACAAACAACAUGAUAACAUAUUUGAAAGAAUGACAGCCUUAGGAGGUUUCCCCACCAGUGAAACAAGUAAUAUCAGCAGUAAAUGUGAAAUAUCAACAAAGCCAAUUAAAAAAAGAGUAAAACCUGCCCGAACAGGUCGACCCCCAAAAAAUAAGUCCCAAUCAUCAGCAAACAAUGACCGAACUCAAGUUGUGCCUUCUCAUGACAUUGACAACAAAACAAACUGUUGUGAGUCUGAGGACAAGGAAACCAGGUGCAAUAUGGAUGAUUAUGAAUCUCAGUUAGUGGGAUCUAGACCUUGUGCUUCUGAUGUCAGUGAUAACUUGUUAAGACUGGAUAACAUGGCAUCAAAUGUGUCGCCAGAUAGUGGUAUUCAUGAUCAGUCAAUCGCCGGAUCACCAGUAGGGAAUGAAUCACCUAAUUCAGGAACAUUGUCAGACACUGGUUCACAUAAUAAUCAGCAUGUGCUACAGGAGCCAUUGUGUAUUCCUACAUCAGUGAUAAUGUCCACGGGUAUGUCAUCUGCAUCAUCUACCAUAUCUGAAGUUCAGUCCUCCAAAAAUUUAUCUUGUGGAACUGACUCAUUAUCAUUACAUAGAAGUGAGAGUGUUAACUCAUCAUUACAAUCGAAAUCCCCAAAUAUUGGAAAUACGCUAGGUGUUACCAUGAACCAUAAAUCCUUGUCACCGUUGCGAGUGCACCAGAUGUCUGAUACGUCAAAGGUAAUGGACACUAGUGGUUGUGACAGUGAAACAAGUGACACUCAUGUAUUCAGUGAUGUCCAUGUUUUCAGUACCUAUAGUCCCAGUCAUUCUUCAUCGUCACCAUCACCUGGCAAGAAAAAGCAAAGGGUUGGUAGACUUCCUAAGAAACAUGAAUUUUUAAGGAAACACAAAAGCAGUAACCUGUUAAAAACUGGUCAGAUGCCUACUCGGAUAGAGAAUUCUAGUCCUUCAUCACAGAUUCCAGACUUUGAUGGAAGGCUUAGUUCUGCAGCAUCUGUGUAUGAUAUGACUAAUUUGGAUGUAUCACCAGAGAAUCCUGGUCUGUCUGCAAGGAAAAAGAUUAAGUUAGAUAAUCCAACAAAAAUAAUGAAAAAGAGAUUAAAGAAAAGUUCAAGCAAAGAGACGAUACCUGCGAAAAAUGAGAUUAAAAAGAAACGGGGUCCAGGCAGGCCUCCAGGUACAGGUAGACCACCUGGCAGACCACCCUUGUCUAAAAAUUUGCAUGUGACAAGUACAGCUGUCAAGAAACGAGGUCCUGGACGACCACCAGGCACAGGAAGGCCUAUAGUGAAAGUUAAACGGGGCCCAGGAAGGCCACCAAAACCUAAGGGCAUACAAAUUGAAAAGCGAAGUCCAGGUCGGCCUAAGGGCUCAAAGAACAUAAAGAAAAAUCCAUUGAAGACCAACGUGUUAAAUGUUAAUUCUACAGAAGUUCAAAAUCAUUAUCAUCAUGCAGUGGCAGCUACAAAUACAUCUUCAAGUGUAUCUAACCCGAAUUCUGUUCCUCAUGAUUGGCUAAAACUACCUGAAUUAGAUAUACCUGAAGUUCUACCACUCUCCGAUGCAGCAUUAGAGCUUGACUUGUCCGAUAUCUCACCAUCAAAACUCUCAGACUUUUCACCCAGCAAAUUAUCAGAUAUUUCUGCUGUGUCACCUUCAAAGUUAUCAGACAUGUCCCCUCCAAAACUUUUAGACAUUUCACCAGCAAAGUCGUCCUCAAGUGAGUCAGUGAAGCGGCCAAGAGGUAGACCUCGGAAACGUCCGUUACUUGAUUUAGACAAAAAUGUAAAAACAUCGGGUAGUGUGAAAUUAGCAUCAGGAAAGGGGGAUGACUAUGAAUUUGAUACACUUAUUCAAAGUGUGCAAGACUCAAUAAAGUCACAGUUCUCACCACAGAUGGAUCAUGAAAUUCAGGAAAAGAUUGAAGAUGUUUUAGAAACCAUAGAGCCAACACUAGCACCUAUGUCAUUGUCGCCGAUACCAAAUAGAUCUCCAAAGAUAGUUCCAAAAAUUCGCAAACCAAAACUCCAUGUGAUGAUGCGAAAGCACAAAAAGCGAGGAAGAAAAAAGCACAAGCCUGUUGUUUCCAAUACAACUGAUUUCAGCAGUAGGUUCUCAUCUUUAGGAUCAAAAUUCAAACUUGCCAGCGCAAAGACAGCUCUUGGGUUUGUAGACAAAAGCAGUCAAAUGUUUACUUCACGGAGUUCACUGGAUUCAAAUACCAGCGGCAGUGUGCAAAGUGGACCGACAUCCCCAUGUAGAGAUUACUUGAGGAAAAUCCGAUUCCAAGCAAAACAAAAAAGGAAAAAAAUCCUUUUCUUCAAGUCCAAACACAAAAAUAUUGUUGACCCAAUGUUUUUGUCAGACUUGGAGUAUGUGGUGAACAAUUUUCACUGUUUAGCUAUAUCUGACCGUGAGGAGACUUUCAUCCGUGUGAAACCCGGGGAAGUUCCAUUACCUAGUAUAUUCAAACUCACCAAAAUUAAUGUAAAACCCAAGAAAAAAGACCAAAGGUUACUGGGAGGACUUGUGGAAUUGGAACGUGAAAAGCCUAAAAAGUUGAAAAGCAGAAAAGAAUUUGAAUUCAUCGAAAAGUGGCUGGCAAAAGAAAAACUGAAAAGUGUAAGGAAGAAAAGUUUCUCUCUGGAUGACAAACUUCCAUCUCCUACAGAUAUUAACAUCAACAGUCAGCAGUGUUUACCUCCAAAGAAGCGACACAAGUUGUUCUCUGCAUCUCAGACCAGUACUGUCAUGCAGCAUCAAACCUUCAUUCAAAAGCAAGUGGUUGAUGCAGAGACACCUAAUCCCCAAAAACCUCCUGAAAAGAGAAAACCAGGUAGACCGAGGAAAACACCACUGCCUCCAGUGCUAUGUUCAACAGAUGCUUGUCAAAAGAAAAUACCAGAACAUCAAACCGUGCCUGCCAAGCAAGGUGUAGUGCCUGCUGCAAAGCGUGGAAGAAAGCCCAAGGCAUUUAUUGAAGCUCAGAAACUUGCCAACUCUACAAACUCAUCUAUUAAUGAAAUGCAGCUAAAUACUACCAGUGUGAAUACAGAGAUCUGUACUUUAGACUCUACCAGUCAUGUGAAUGAGCAAAGCUGUGUUGAACCAAAAAACAGUUCUGAACAAAGUUCAAAUGAAUAUCAUGGGCAAGAUCACUCAAAUUUGCAUUACAUAGAGAAUGUUAAUUUAGAAUCUGACAAAGUGAAGGAUUCAUCAUGUACCCAAUGUAGUCAGCUACAAGCUACAGUCCAGCAACCAAAACGCAGAGGUCGCAAACCAAAAUAUGCUCGUGUAGAAUCUAAUUCUAGUCCCAAUACCAGCAAUGCAGCUGCCACUGCAAAAUUUUCUUCCAAUUCUUCUGUGGCAGGAAGAAUAAAGAAAAUUUUGCUUCAAAAAGGCAGGCGUAUAGUGGGUAAAGUUGGAAGACCAAGAACCAAAAAUCUGACUGACAGUAGUAGUAAGAAUGAUACAGGUACUACAAAUGUGCAAAAGAGGCGUGGACGUUUUACGAAAAUUAUACACAGAAAAAAAUCUCAUUCUCGGUUAAAGGAUAGUAGUGUUGUCUCUCCUUCAGAUAAGAAGGUAGAUAGUGGUAAUUCUCAGGACAACAAAGUUGCUGAAUGCAAGUCUGUGGACACAGUAGAGGCUACAAUUGAUUCUGUGAUAAGGUCUGUGAGCUCAGAGUAUGAACCUCUGCCUUCCCCAAAACAUCAGCUUCAAGAGAGUGCAGCAGACAACUUAACUGAACCAAGGAGAAAGGGGAAAAAACGUGGUUUUAGAAAAGCAGAUACUGGAAAUAUAUCUGAUUCGGAGACACCGAUGGACGGGGCUGCAGGGAAGAAAAAGGAAUGUUCCCAAUUGCCAAAGAAAAAAUACCAGAAAGCAGGACUUUUCUCAGAUCACUACAAGGAAGAAGAGCCAAAGAAGAAAUCUCUGGAGUCUGCGCCCCGGACCAAAGAAAAGCUUUCCAAAAAGGAAGAACCAGUGACGAAGUACAAGAAAAUACGAAACAACGUACAUGACGAUAUUAAGCCAGUGUGCCCAUAUGAAACCCAUGCAUGUAACUGCAAGCAACCAAAUGAUGAAGAUGUCGUUGGAUGUGGGGAUGACUGCCUCAACAGACUAAUCUACACCGAGUGCAAUCCCCUGACCUGUCCAUGUGGGGAACGAUGCUCCAAUCAGAAGAUCCAGAAACAUGAAUGGGUGCCUAGUCUCAAGAAGUUCACAACUGAUGAUAGAGGAUGUGGAGUGAAGACCCUCCAAUCUAUACAUACAGGUCAGUUUAUCCUGGAGUACCUUGGAGAAGUUGUUAGUGAGCAGGAGUUUCGACGCCGUAUGACCGAGAACUACUCCCAGGAACGUCACCACUACUGUCUCAACCUCGAUAGUGGGGCACUGAUAGAUGGUUACAGGAUGGGCAACAUAGGACGGUUUGUCAACCACUCCUGUGAACCUAACUGCGAGAUGCAAAAGUGGAAUGUAAAUGGGUACUACCGGAUGGCUCUGUUUGCAUUAAAAGAUAUACCAGAAGGAACAGAACUCAGCUAUGACUACAACUUUCACUCCUUCAACAUGGACAGCCAGCAAAUCUGUAAGUGUGGAAGUGAGAAGUGCCGUGGAGUCAUAGGAGGCAAGACUCAGAGACUCAACGGCCAGAGUAAGGAAAAGACUACCCCACAGAGGCCUGUUGGCCGACCUCCAAAGGACAAACGCAAGUCUAAAAAUAGACUCAAGAAAUUUAGAGAAAAGCAACGACUAGCACAGGAGCAGAGUAAUACCAUAUUCCCAACCAUUAAGCCCAUGUCCCACACAGAACGAUGUAAGGCUCGGAAGCACAGUAUUUUCCUGGUGCGGAAUAUUGACAGGGUCCGACAGCUCCGCAGUAGGGUUUCAACCUCCCUGAACAAAGAUGGAGAAUUUACAAAGUCGGUUGGGUUCAGCAAAACAGAUGUGUUUAUCACACAACUGACUGCACUGAAAACAUCAAGAUCUGUCAGAACAAGGCGUCUUGCCCUGGCAGAGGAGAAUAGUGAACUCACUCAAACAGCUAGACUUGCUCAGGUGUUCAAUAAUAUCAGAAAAGCUGUUGUCGGUUACCGAGAUGAAGAUGCAAAGGAACUGUCUGCUCAACUCAGUCUACCAUCCAAGAAGAAACAUCCAGAAUACUACAAUGUCAUUGAGAGUCCAAUAGACUUCCAUAUGAUCGAACGAAAUAUCUGUAGUGGACAGUACAACUCACUGGAAGCCUUUGAUAAAGACAUGAACAGGCUCUUCAGAAAUGCUGAGAGGUACUGUGGACGAUCCUCAUGGAUGGGUCUUCUGGUGCUGAAGUUGAGGAAGGUGUAUUUAACAGCUAAGGCAGAGGCCGUACCCCUACUGGAGGAUGUGUUAGGAGAAGGCAAUGUGCAGGCAAUCACAGAGACCGAGACUACAGAAGGCACAGAUAACAUGGAUUCCAUGGAGGAAGAGGAAGAAGAAGAGGUAAUCCGAUGUAUCUGUGGAAUUUACAGAGACGAAGGGCUCAUGAUACAGUGUGAAAAAUGUUUUAUCUGGCAACACUGUGACUGUAUGAAGGUAGCAGGAGAUGUAGAGAAUUACCUGUGUGAACUUUGUAACUGCAGGCCUGUGGAAAGAGAAAUCCUAGCAGAUCCCCAGCCAGAUGAUGCCACGCCAGGCUGGGUAUAUUACAUGACAUUGAUGAGAGAUGAACUCCAGAUCCGUGUGGGUGAUUGUGUCUAUGUGAUACGGGACAUGCCAGAGAAAGUCGGAGUAGAAAUUGACUCUGUGAAAACCUCCCAGAAAGUUGUGUCUGAAAUCGGAAAGGACAAGUUAGAUAUAUUCCGUAUUGAAAGGUUGUGGAAAGAUGAAAAAGGUGACAGAUUUGCUUUUGGCCACCAUUACUACCAUCCGUACGAGACAUUCCAUGAACCAUCUCGGAAGUUCUUUUCAAAUGAGGUCUUCCGUGUACCCAUCUAUGAGAUUGUUGCUUUUGGCAGCAUAGUAGGUGGAUGCUGUGUGGUAGACCUUAACACUUUCUGUAAAGGUCGACCCAAGGGUGUCCGCGACCAGGACAUCUAUAUCUGUGAAUACAGGUUGGACAAGACUGCUCAUCUCUUCUAUAAGAUAUCCAAGCACCCUUAUCCUAUUAACACCAAGUCUUACUGCUUUGAUAAGUAUGAGAAGCGACUGAUGCCAAAGAGGAAUUAUUCUCCACAUGAGGUUCCACAGGCCUACAAAAGACGUGGCCCUGGAGACAGCAAUGUCAAUGGCUCCAGCUCGGAGGCUCCAAAGAAAAGACGAGCUCGACGUCCCUGCCUGCAAUCCAAAGAUGACGAUGAGGAAAAGUUACUGAUCCGAAUUCAGGCACAAAAGGUAGAGAUCAAAGAUAAAAAAGAACAGAAGGAGAGAUUGAACAAAGUGAUGUUGAAACUUCUGGCAGCUGUUCCAUCUAAACAGCGACUGGACUUAUCCUAUCUCUUGGAGGAAAAGCGACAUCGAAAGAAACCACAAAUGCAUGACGUUUGAUUGGUUAUGCCAUAUGAGAAAGCUUGUUAAUGUUAUAUGAGCUUUAUUAUCAUUUCAUGAGACAUUUAUCUUGUGAAGAUUUACAAGAUCUGCAGAUAGCAUUACAUCAGAGAAUUAGAAAAAAAAAGGGUUGUAAUCAGCCAAUUAAAGGUCAGAUAGAUUUACUGAGAUUAUACCAAAAGUUCAAGGUUGUUUUUACAGUCAUUGUAAAACGUUGAUUAGUUGUUUAAUUGUUUUUCAUAUCGGAUAGGAUUAUAAGUGUUCUUGUGAGGAUCACUUAGAAUGUGCAAGACCAACAGAAUGUGAAGCAAGAAUGUUGAUUUGACUUGCUUUGCGUUAAAAUCUUGUAAUAGUUUCACUGAACUUGAUUCAGUGCUUGUUUUGUGUUAAGGAUGUCUGUUGAAGAUAUCAAAACAAUGAAAUAAUACUUUGAACAUCAAAUGUUCGGCAGUUUUUACGAAGUUGGAGUGUUCAGACAUGAAAAGUGGUUCUUGAAUUUAGGCAAUAAUGUCUAUGGCCAUAUCAUGAGAGGUGCUUACCACAUUGUAUAUACAUGUGCCAUAUACUUGUAGAUUUAGGAUGAUGUUAGAGCAGAGUACAAUGUGCGUGCAAGUCUUACAAAAUGCAAUAUAUAGCUACGCAUCAACAUUUACUUUGGAGACUGUGAUAAUGCAGAGGUUGAUAUGAUGAAGGGGGAAUGGCUUGAAAUGUAUAUUAUGGCAUAAUAUUACUGUUGAAAGGAUCUAACAGGUUUGUUUGAUCUCAUGGAAACCAAGGAUCUUGACACCCCUUGUGCCUUCUAGGGCAAUAUCAAGGUCAUCAGGGGUCACUAAGAUCAUUGGUUACUGAGGAUUUCAUUCAAGGUCAUGUAAAAUCUCAAGGUCAUUGUGGUUUGAAAGUCACAUGGGAUCUCAAAACUGAGAGGGAGACAUGGUAAAGAUUUUUUUUGUUCUUUCAAUAAAUUUAUAUAAAUUGGCAAGAAAUGGCACAAAUUUCAGUAUUACUGUUAGGUAGGAAUAUUUUUGUAUGCUGAAAAAUAUGCAUAAGAAGCAUACUGUGAGUAGCCUGUAUGUGUUCACCAUUUUGUAAAUUUUGAAAAUUAGAUUUCAAGGCAUGAAGAGACAUUUGUGCAUAUCUGUACUAAUUUGAAUUUUUAGCAAUCAGAUGUGUUACACAAGAUAUAGAAAUAUAAGUGUGUUAUACCGGCAUAGAAUUAAAAAAUUGAAAUUGGGUAGGAAAAUGAUAAUUUUGAUGUAUAUUCAAAAAUGUAGCAAAGCAAUGUUACAGAGAUGCACAAUUUUAAAUCAAGUGAACUGUUUUGGGAUCUCAAUCAGCAUUUUUUUCUAUAGUUCUAAGUUUCAAACUUAUUUAUUUUUUUAGUGUUACACAAAUUUUGACACAUUGUAACCACUUCACAAUUUUAAAAACAAGAGUGAAAAUAUGUUUCUGAUAGAAAUCUACAAUAUCAAUUUGUUGUAUUGCAUUUUUACUAAACAGAAGUGUAAGUGAAUUGCACCAAUUGCAUUUGAAAAUGAUUAAUGAUAGUAUAUUGUCUCUAAGAAGUUAUUUCUUAGAAGGUGAAGGACUCUAAUUUAAUAGAAAGAAUAAUAACAAAAUGCUUAUCAUUGUAGUUUAUAUGAUAUAAUUUUUUUUUUUUGUGAGAAAAGGGGAGAAGAAUGAUCCAUUAUCAGUAGAAUUACAGUAGUUAAGAAACAAAAUAAAAUUAUCUUAGGAUGAUGGGGAAGAAAGAAUCUCAUUAUAGAAAUUACCUAUAUAUAUGUAGUUUGUAUUUAAGCAUGGUAUAUCAUCAAGCACUGACUAUCACCCCUCCCUUGGCAAUACAUGUCUUAACCUAAUAUGGCAUAUUGGUUGUGGUAGAUUUGACAGAGGCAGCUAUUCACUGUAAUCAAGUGUAUAUAUACACAUGUAUCACCAAGCUCGAUGCACUUUAGGAAAAUAGUGAAUUGUAUUUAUCUGAAUAACUUGAAUAUGGGAACAAUGACCAUAUUUUCAUCUCUUAACCAUAUUUUAUCCUGGCAAUAGGUCCAAAGGACCAACCUGUUGUCUCUAACUAGAUUCGGAGAUGGACUUACCACAGAAAUCUGAUAAAGGAUCAGUUGAUAUUCCUACGGACAUACCACUGGGGUAUGGUGUUAUUGCUGGAUCAAUAUAACAUAUACAAAGCUACCCUAUAUAUAUGAUAGCGUAUACAAAGCUACCCUAUAUAUAUAUGAUAGUGUAUACAAAGCUACCCUAUAUACAUAUGAUAGUGUAUACAAAGCUACCCUAUAUAUAUAUGAUAGUGUAUACAAAGCUACCCUAUGUAUAUGAUAGCGUAUACAAAGCUACCCUAUGUAUAUGAUAGUGUAUACAAAGCUACCCUAUAUAUAUAUAUAUGAUAGUGUAUACAAAACUACCCUAUAUAUUAUAAGAAAGAACUUACAAAACUACCCUAUAUAUAUAUGAUAGCGUAUACAAAGCUACCCUAUAUAUAUAUAUAUGAUAGUAUAUACAAAACUUCCCCUAUAAAAUCAUAGACCUUAUGAAUACCUUUAUUAUGUAAUUGCUGUUAACUAAAAAAGUUGAGAAGUCUUGCUUGUUAUGAUAAAUUUUUCAAAUAAUGUCAUCAACACAACGAACAAAUUACAACCCCUAUUAAGAAACUUUCCUUCUGUAGUUUUAAUGGACUUCCUGAAAAUAAGUGAGGUCAUUUUCAUUUUCUUUGCUUCAAAAGGCUAUAGGGAUGUCUUUCAUGGAAAGUGAGAUUAUGUGUAGCGAAAGGGGAAUAACCUCAUGUUUUUGAAUGGCCUUAUUAUACAGGUUAAAUAAUGGUGUUACAAGGGAUCCACUCAACAUGUUCAUUUUUAAUACAAAAACUUAAUUUGGUUGUUUGGUUGAUUACCAAAUAAGAAUUGGACCAUAAAAGUGGUUAAAGAAAAUUUGUGUAUAUAUUUGAGUUCCAUUUCUAAACUGAUCUUUUUGUUGUUACUUUGGAAUUUUAAAGCUUGGAUACCAAAGACAAUUUUCUGUAGGAGCUUUCAAAUGUCAUACUCAGGUUAUUAUUUUUAUUGUUUUCAUUUUUGUGAUAUUGCAAAAACUGAAAUUAAAGCACUAUCACGUGUGAUUGAAACUUAUGAAAAGAACAAAAUCAAAUUAUCUAAGGUUGAUUAUUAUAAAAUAUAUAAAGAUUGAAAAAUCAAGAUUAUGAAUGAAAAUGUACCUUAAUAGAAAAAAUGUGUAACAGAAAUCACCAGUCUGACUCUUUAAGAUAGAUCAAUUUAUUUGAUAUAUACAAGGUACACAUUGUCCAAUGUUAUUUAAGAAUUGUAGUUGUGAUAGCAGUAAGAACAUAUGCAAAGGUAAAAGAGUUUUUGUCCUGUUUUGUUGAAGAUAGAAUUUUAAAUUUGUUUCCUGUAAGCUUUUACAAAAGAGAUUAUUAUACUCGAAGUGUGUAAAACCAAGGGGUAUAUGUUCAGUUAUGAGAUCUGUUGGUAAGACUUGUACUGCAUGCAUUGAGGUUGACUUAUUAAUGCCUUAUGCAAGAAAAUCAUUUUGUCCAGACCUGUUGAUGUGUUUAAUGGAACAAUAUAAGCUAAGUUGAACCUUUUUGGUGCAUGUAGAUCAUGCUAGGGAUUCCAGCCAUUUGAGGUUCUUGUUUAUAUGUUCAGUUUGGACACCUAGGUAUACAGGUGACCCUGGUUAGUUCAAACACUUGUCUAUGAAGAGGAAAAACAUCCUGGGCCAGAUGGUCUUUAAAUAACUUUAUGCAAAUGUUUCAAGUAUAUUUUCAAAAAAGUUGAAUUCUAUAAAUACAUGUAUUUGAGGAUUGUACUUUUUAAUUAAAAGGUAAAAUCCUGCGAAGUUAGUGUUUAAGACAGUGGGCCCGCAAAUAUGAAGUUUAAAAAAAUGAUUGCAUGAAAAUUGAAAUUUGAAAUGAACUUCAGAUAUUUGGUCCCAAUGAACAUGAUCACUAGGAAUGUCUACUUUGACAUAUUCUAAAUCAUCGUAUUUUACAUUGAUAAAUGGGUUUACUGUUAAUUAUAAUAUUUUUUUCUUUUCUUUUCAAAUAUGUUAAACAUAUACUCGUUGUUUGGAAUCACAUUUAAAUACAUUUUCUUGAGAAAUAUGAAUGUGCAAUCAAUUUAAAUAUACACAUGAAAUGAUAAAUUUGGUCAUUUGAGUAAUUCUGUUUUGAUGUCACAUCGCGAUUCUGAUGUCUUGAUGGAUCUAAAAGGAGUAAACAUUCAGGAAAGUUACUUACGAUUCAUAAAGUUGAUCAAAAGACAUAACAAAUCUGUAUUUCAUCUAUGCAAAUAUCAUUGUUUCCCUGUUUUGGAGUCUGGCUAUUUGUGAAGCCUUGGUGAUACAGCUUUUGUAGUUAUGUAUAUAUUGUUAUCUACUGUGCCACAUAAGAUAUUAAUAACGCCAGUCAUUAUACAUUAGGAGAGUGUAUGUAAAUAUAUAGAACAUCAUCCCUUUAGUUUGGAGGAGAGUGUAUAUACUUCUACAAGACAUCAUCCCUGUAGUUUGGAGGAGUUUGUAUGUAAAUAUACAAGACAUCAUCCCUGUAGUUUGCCCUGUAAAUACAUAGGCAGCAGUUCUAUAGAGUUACCGAUUUACCUGACCUUGGGGUAAGAUCGCAGAAUCAAAGUUUUCAUCCUAUCAAGUAUCGUUGUUGUAAUAAGUUUUUGUUGGUGUACAUUUUAACUUUGUGUCCGAGUAUCAAAUACUCUAAUGGGGCAACCUUUGUGUAUGUAAUAAAACACCCCAUUCCAUGUACAUAUAUAAAUAAGUUUUAAAUCAUCAUUGAACUAUCUUCCCAUUUGUAUUGCAGCAGCAGCAUUCAUUUUAACUUGUCAUUCUCUCAUUUAUUGGAAAUUUAUAAGCAAUGUGUACUUCAUUGUGGUUCUUAUACAUGUUAUGUAGAAAGUAAAUUUAAUUUAAAAUACUUGUGUAAAUAUUCUUAAAAUAAACCAGAAUGAUUUUAUGGCUGCCAUUUGUCAGUAUAUACAACAUUUGUACACAUUUUUUUUUUCAUCAUAGGUUGUUUUGAUCACUAUUUAUAGCCAUUUGUCGGGUAGAACCAUUUUAUAAUUUUCUCCCCUUUGUUUCUGACAUAUUUUUACAUUUGAUCAAUUUUAUUAUAUACUGGUCAUUCAUUUUUACAUUAUCUCCCUUUUUGAACAAAGUGCAUUAUUGUACCAUCACAAAUCCAUGUCAUUUUGAUGCUUGUUCUCUGUAGUAACUUGUGUGUUUUGGUUUGGCCCAUAUACAAUGUUUCUUGCUUGCUUUUUGUAACAAUUGAAAAUCUCUUGCUUCAAUAAUGAAAUUUUGUAGAAAAUUCUCUGAAUGAAAUUGUAUAAACAUCAAAUUUUGAUCAUGUUUCAUAUCUGAAAAUGAAAUCUCCUGUAUUUUUGUCUGUCCCCAGAACUUACAAGUUUCUAAGAGUUGUAUGUGAUUGUAGUACACAUACUUGUAUUCCCAGUUAUAUCAAGUUACAUGUGUCGUAUAAUGUUAAAACCCAAGUAUGACGCCACAUGGUUCGUUACUGUUGCUUAUAUUUAAGUCACAUACCAAAAGAAUUGAUAAGGGUGUGACAAUAAAAAAUCAAACCUUA
Molecule: messenger RNA, 13129 nt
Organism: Ylistrum balloti
Lineage: Eukaryota; Metazoa; Mollusca; Bivalvia; Pectinida; Pectinidae
Product: histone-lysine N-methyltransferase ASH1L-like
Exons: 22
Coding region: 1-7512 (2503 amino acids)
Cellular component (GO): nucleus
Molecular function (GO): histone methyltransferase activity; protein binding; chromatin binding
Source: RefSeq, a predicted model, not a curated record